UGUAAACCCAGAUAAUAAACAAACAUAAAACAUAUUAAUGCAAAAGCACUGGCUGCUUCCAGUUAGCACUGGGAGAAGGCAGGAGAUGGAUUUGGAUUCCUUACUUUCAUGACAUGAUGACGGCUUCAACAAAUAUGUAAAACAAUAAGUUUUAUAAAAGUUUCUGCAGCUUUAAGAGCUUCAACAUGGCAUUAGUGUCUGGUGAUCCCAAACAUCAGCAGACCUGCAGCAGAAUGACAGAAAGGAGGACAAAUUAAGGUUCUGCAAUGUCCUAGUCAAAGUCUGGCCUGAUUGAAACGCUGUGGUGGGAGCUGGUUUGAAGCAGUACUGAAGAGUGGAGCUAAAUUCCUCCACUGCUGAGAAUGGCUGCUGCUGUAGGAGGUUUAGCCAUGUUUCAUUUCAGUCUCUGGUAAAUAAACUUUACAGUGAAGUUCAAAGAGAAAAAACUGGAAUAAUCAAGUGCAAGUUCUCCAGGAGGAGGAUUGUUUCCAGUUUGCGCUGACUCAGUCGGUGUAAUUAUAAACUCCAUCCUGUGUUUGGUUGAGCCCUGGUGACUCAUCCAUUCAGAACAACCAUCUACCAAGUGCCAAAGUUGGGGCCAGCCUCCCUCCUCUCCACCCAUCUCAUUCUUUCCUACUCGGGCACUCGCACCCAUCUGCAGACGCUCAGUAACAGACCAGCAGCCAGGGGAACAGCGCUCCGGUCCGAAGACACUCAGAAGAACCAGCAAACGAGUCGGAGAAGAUCGACGACUAGUUUCCUCUUCGUCUAGCAGGAUUUAAAAAAGGCUCUGAGGUGAAAUGGCGACACCCAAAAACACUCCUAGAGGCGGAAGCACCCCGCUGUCCCCCAACCGCAUCACCCGGCUGCAGGAGAAGGAGGAUCUCUCCAACCUCAAUGACCGUCUGGCCGUCUACAUCGACAAGGUGCGCUCCCUGGAGGCGGAGAACGCCGGCCUGCGUCUGCGCAUCACCGAGUCCGAGACGGAGGUGACCCGGGAGCUGACUGGCCUGAAGGCCGCCUACGAGACCGAGCUGGCCGACGCCCGGCAGACUCUGGACUCGGUGGCCAAGGAGCGGGCGAGGCUCCAGCUGGAGCUGGGCAAAGUAAGGGAGGACCACAAGGAGCUGAAGGCCAGGAACACCAAGAAGGAGUCGGAGCUGGCGGCCGCCCUGCAGAGACUCAGAGACCUGGAGGCUCUGCUGAACUCCAAGGACGCCUCUCUGACGACGGCUCUGGGAGAGAAACGCAGCCUGGAUGCAGAGAACCGGGACCUGAAGGCCCAGGUGGCGAAGCUGGAAACCAGUUUGGGUGACGCGAAGAAGCAGCUGCAGGAUGAGAUGCUGCGCAGGGUGGAUGGAGAGAACCGGAUCCAGACGCUGAAGGAGGAGCUGGACUUUCAGAAGAACCUUUACUCUGAGGAGCUGCGGGAGACGAAGCGUCGCCACGAGUCCCGCGUGGUGGAGCUGGAUAACGGCCGCCAGCAGGAGUUCGAGAGCAAACUGGCCGAAGCGCUGGCAGAAAUGCGCAGCCAGCAUGAGCUGCAGAUUAAACUGUACAAGGAGGAGAUAGAGAAGACCUACAAUGCCAAGCUGGAGAGCGCCCGUCAGUCCGCGGACAGGAGCAGCCACCUGGUCGGCGCCGCCCACGAGGAGCUGCAGCAGACCCGGAUCCGCCUGGAGUCCACGUCCGCCCAGCUCAGCCAGCUGCAGAAACAGCUGGCGGCCCGCGAGGCGAAGCUGAGGGAACUGGAGGACGCCCUGUCGCGGGAGCGGGACACGACCCGCCGGCUGCUGGGGGAGAAGGACCGGGAGAUGGCGGAGAUGAGGCAGCGCAUGCAGCAGCAGCUGGACGAGUACCAGGAGCUGCUGGACGUGAAGCUGGCUCUGGACAUGGAGAUCUGCGCCUACAGGAAGCUGCUGGAGGGAGAGGAGGAGAGGCUGCGUCUGUCCCCCAGCCCUCCUCCCACCAGAGUGACAGGAAGUCGCUCCUCCACCUCCGCGGCCCACUCCCGCUCGCUCCACGGCAGCGCUCGCAGCUCCCCGGCGAAGAGGCGGCGCCACAACGACACCGACAGCGAGGCGUCCAGCUUCGCCGGCAGCGCCGUGGCGCGCACCCGCAUCACCCAGCAGGCCUCGGCCAGCGGGCGGGUCACCGUGGACGAGGUGGACCUGGACGGGAAGUACGUCCGACUCAGCAACAAGGCGGAUGAGGACCAGAAUCUGGGGAACUGGCAGCUGAAGCGGCAGAUCGGAUCAAACUCUCCGAUCAUCUUCAAGUUCCCGGCUAAGUUCACCCUGAAGGCCGGUCAGAGAGUCACGAUCUGGGCCUCUAGCUCUGGGGGAGUCCACAACCCUCCUUCAGACCUGCUGUGGAAGACCCAGAGCUCCUGGGGAACCGGAGACCAGUUCCAGACCACCCUGAUCAGCGCCAACGGAGAGGAGAUGGCCAUGAGGAAGGUAACCCGCACUCAGUUUGAAGAUGAAGAUGAAGACAUGCAGGUGGCUCACAGCACCUGCGCAGAUGGCGAGUACAACCUGCGCAGCCGGACCGUCCUCUGCGGCUCCUGUGGACUUCCGUCUGACAAAUCCAGCACCUGCUCCGUGUCGUCUGCGUCCCGCUCGUUCCGCAGCGGAGGAAUCUCUGAAGGAUUGGUGCCGCAGUCGUACGUGUUCAGCAGCAGCACACCUCGCAAGACUGGAUCCAGGAUGGAAAGCUGUCCGAUCAUGUGAACACGUCGACCAAUGAAGAAGUUUAUCUUUUAUAUGAGUAUCGUUUAGAAAUUAUUAGCUUUUAGUUUUCUUUUUAUACUUUUAACAUUUUUCAGGUUGUAUUAAUUCUGACUUUUAUAUUAAUUUCCAUUGUGCACCCAUGCAUGCUUAAAGAUAAGACUUGACUUAUGAUUAAAAGUUUAGUUUUUCCUUUGAGAAAAACUAAGAGAAAAUGUUUUUGUAUGUUUUUUAUCCUUUUAUAUUCAAUUCUGUUUCCUGUCUUUUAGCUUCAGUUAAAUCUGACUUGUGUCAUUAUCAAUAACAUUAUUUUAGCUAAACUGGACUACAUAACUGCAGAAAAUGUAUUUUCCUGAUAUAAAUAAAAAAAUAUUUUCUAAAAAUGUA
Messenger RNA from Xiphophorus couchianus (Monterrey platyfish), 3116 nucleotides. Its product is annotated as lamin-A-like. The transcript is spliced from 13 exons. Gene Ontology annotation, cellular component: nuclear lamina; nuclear envelope. Gene Ontology annotation, molecular function: structural constituent of cytoskeleton. Bases 801 to 2732 code for a protein of 643 amino acids. NCBI's taxonomy places the organism in Eukaryota, Metazoa, Chordata, Actinopteri, Cyprinodontiformes, Poeciliidae. The record is from RefSeq and is a predicted model, not a curated record. Gene Ontology annotation, biological process: nuclear migration; heterochromatin formation; protein localization to nuclear envelope.